Messenger RNA from Sorex fumeus (smoky shrew), 7073 nucleotides. It is a transcript of the gene IQGAP1, whose product is annotated as IQ motif containing GTPase activating protein 1. The record is from RefSeq and is a predicted model, not a curated record. Gene Ontology annotation, molecular function: calmodulin binding; actin filament binding; GTPase activator activity. Bases 65 to 5038 code for a protein of 1657 amino acids. The transcript is spliced from 38 exons. Gene Ontology annotation, biological process: regulation of actin cytoskeleton organization; regulation of GTPase activity. Gene Ontology annotation, cellular component: nucleus; cytoplasm. NCBI's taxonomy places the organism in Eukaryota, Metazoa, Chordata, Mammalia, Eulipotyphla, Soricidae.
GCCGCCGACGCCCGCGCUUCUUCGGUCUCCCGGCUUCCGCCACAGCGUCCCGGGCUCGGCCGCCAUGUCCGCCAGCGAGGAGGUUGACGGGCUGGGCGUGGCUCGGCCGCACUAUGGCUCUGUCCUGGAUAAUGAGAGACUUACUGCAGAGGAGAUGGAUGAAAGGAGGCGUCAGAAUGUGGCUUAUGAGUACCUCUGUCAUUUGGAAGAAGCAAAGAGGUGGAUGGAAGCAUGCCUCGGGGAAGAUCUGCCUCCAACCACGGAGCUGGAGGAGGGGCUAAGGAACGGCGUCUACCUGGCCAAACUCGGCAACUUCUUCUCACCCAAAGUGGUAUCCCUGAAGAAAAUCUAUGAUCGAGAGCAGACCAGAUACAAGGCAACCGGCCUGCACUUCAGGCACACUGACAAUGUGAUCCAGUGGUUGAAUGCCAUGGAGGAUAUUGGAUUGCCUAAGAUUUUUUACCCGGAAACUACAGAUAUCUAUGAUAGGAAGAACAUGCCUAGAUGCAUCUACUGUAUUCAUGCACUCAGUUUGUACCUGUUCAAACUGGGCCUGGCUCCUCAGAUUCAAGACUUGUACGGAAAGGUUGACUUUACAGAAGAAGAAAUCAAUAACAUGAAGAUUGAGUUGGAGAAGUAUGGGAUCCAGAUGCCUGCCUUCAGCAAGAUUGGGGGCAUCCUUGCUAAUGAACUCUCAGUGGAUGAAGCUGCAUUGCAUGCUGCCGUUAUCGCGAUUAACGAAGCUGUGGACCGGAGAAUCCCUGCAGACACAUUUACAGCUCUGAGGAACCCCAAUGCCAUGCUUGUGAAUCUUGAGGAGGUUUUGGCUUCCACUUACCAGGAUGUACUUUACCAGGCCAAGCAGGACAAAAUGACAAAUGCUAAAAACAGGACAGAAAACUCGGAUCGGGAAAGAGAUGUUUACGAGGAGCUGCUCACUCAGGCGGAGAUCCAGGGCAACAUAAACAAAGUCAACACUGUCUCUGCAGUUGCAAACGUGGACCAGGCUUUAGAUCAGGAAGUUGCGCCAGCCUUGCUGAGGGCUCUGCAGUCCCCGGCCCUGGGCCUGCGGGGGCUGCAGCAGCAGAAUGGGGACUGGUACCUGAAACAGCUUCUCAGCGACCGGAAGCAGAAGCAACAGGGAGGCCAGGCUGAUCCCCUGCAGAAGGAGGAGCUGCAGACUGGAGUGGAGGCUGCAAACCUCAGUGCCCAGCAGUAUCAGAGAAGACUGGCUGCAGUGGCAGCAAUCAAUGCUGCCAUCCAGAAGGGGGCUGCUGAAAAGACUGUUCUGGAGCUUAUGAACCCUGAAGCCCAGCUGCCACAGGUGUACCCAUUCGCUGCUGAGCUCUACCAGAAGGAGCUGGCCACACUGCAACAGCAGAGCCCUGAACAUAGUCUCACCCAUCCUGAGCUCUCCGUGGCAGUGGAGAUGCUGUCCUCGGUGGCCCUCAUCAACAGGGCACUGGAGUCUGGAGACAUGAACACAGUGUGGAAACAGCUGAGCAAUUCGGUGACAGGCCUCACCAACAUUGAAGAGGAGAAUAGUCAGAGGUAUCUUGAUGAGCUGAUGAAACUGAAAGCGCAGGCACAUGCUGAAAAUAAUGAAUUUAUUACAUGGAACGACAUCCAGGCCUGUGUGGACCAUGUGAACCUGGUGGUGCAGGAGGAACAUGAAAGGAUUUUAGCCAUUGGCCUGAUCAAUGAAGCACUGGAUGAAGGAGACGCCCAGAAGACUCUGCAGGCACUGCAGAUUCCUGCAGCCAAGCUCGAGGGAGUCCUCGAGGAAGUGGCCCAGCAUUACCAAGACACACUGAUCAGAGCCAAGCGGGAGAAAGCCCAGGAGACCCAGGAUGAGUCAGCCGUGCUAUGGCUGGAUGAGAUCCAAGGUGGAAUCCAUCAGUCCAACAGAGACACCCAGGAAGCCCAAAAAUUUGCCUUAGGAAUCUACACCAUCAAUGCAGCAGUGGACAGCGGAGACGUUGGCAGAACUCUGAGUGCUCUUCGCUCCCCUGAUGUGGGUUUAUAUGGCGUUAUACCUGAGUGUGGCGAAACUUACCAGAGUGACCUGGCUGAAGCCAAGAAGAAAAAACUGGCCGUGGGAGACAAUAGCAGCAAGUGGGUGAAGCAUUGGGUGAAAGGUGGAUAUUAUUAUUACCACAAUCUGGAGAGUCAGGCAGGAGGCUGGGACGAGCCCCAGGGCUUUGUGCAGAAUUCCAUGCAGCUCUCUCGGGAGGAAAUCCAGAGUUCCAUCUCUGGGGUGACGGCUGCAUAUAACCGGGAACAGCUUUGGCUGGCCAAUGAGGGCUUGAUCACCAAGCUGCAGGCUUGCUGCCGGGGGUACCUCGUUCGACAGGAAUUCCGGUCCCGGAUGAAUUUCCUAAAGAAACAAGUCCCUGCCAUCACCUGCAUCCAGUCACAGUGGCGAGGCUACAGGCAGAAGAAGGCAUAUCAGGACCGGCUGGCUUACCUGCGUGCCCACAGAGAUGAAGUGAUUAAGCUGCAGUCCCUAGCAAGGAUGCAUCAAGCUCGAAAGCGAUAUCGAGACCGCCUGCAGUACUUCCAAGACCACAUAAAUGACAUCAUCAAAAUCCAGGCCUUCAUUCGUGCAAACAAAGCCCGUGAUGACUACAAGACCCUCAUCAAUGCCGAGGACCCGCCUAUGAUUGUCGUCCGAAAGUUUGUCCACCUGCUCGACCAGAGUGACCAGGAUUUUCAGGAGGAGCUGGAUCUCAUGAAAAUGCGGGAAGAGGUUGUCACCCUCAUCCGCUCUAACCAGCAGCUGGAGAAUGACCUCAACCUCAUGGACAUCAAGAUCGGACUGCUGGUGAAGAACAAGAUCACAUUGCAGGAUGUGGUUUCUCACAGUAAGAAACUCACCAAGAAAAAUAAGGAGCAGCUGUCUGAUAUGAUGAUGCUGAGUAAGCAGAAGGGCGGGCUCAAGGCUCUGAGCAAGGAGAAGAGAGAGAAGCUGGAAGCUUAUCAGCACCUGUUUUAUUUACUGCAGACCAACCCCACGUACCUGGCCAAGCUGAUUUUUCAGAUGCCCCAGAACAAGUCUACUAAGUUUAUGGAUUCUGUAAUCUUCACCCUCUACAACUAUGCAUCCAACCAGAGAGAGGAGUACCUGUUGCUGCGGCUCUUUCAAACUGCGCUGCAGGAGGAAAUCAAGUCAAAAGUAGAUCAGAUUCAAGAGAUUGUGACAGGAAAUCCUACAGUUAUUAAGAUGGUUGUGAGUUUCAACCGUGGUGCCCGGGGCCAGAAUGCCUUGAGACAGAUCUUGGCCCCUGUCGUGAAGGAGAUUAUGGAUGACAAAUCUCUUAACAUUAAAACCGACCCUGUGGACAUUUACAAAUCGUGGGUUAACCAGAUGGAGUCACAGACAGGAGAGGCAAGCAAACUGCCCUACGACGUGACCCCUGAGCAGGCAUUGACGCAUGAAGAAGUAAAGACCCGGCUCGACAGCUCCAUCAGGAACAUGCGGGCCGUGACCGACAAGUUCCUCUCAGCCAUUGUCAGCUCUGUGGACAAGAUUCCUUACGGGAUGCGCUUCAUCGCCAAAGUGCUGAAGGACUCAUUGCAUGAGAAGUUCCCCGACGCUGGUGAGGAUGAGCUGCUGAAGAUUAUUGGUAACUUGCUUUACUAUCGGUACAUGAAUCCAGCCAUUGUGGCUCCUGAUGCAUUCGACAUCAUCGACCUGUCAGCAGGAGGCCAACUCACCACCGACCAACGCCGGAACCUUGGCUCCAUUGCCAAAAUGCUGCAGCACGCAGCUUCCAAUAAGAUGUUUCUGGGAGAUAACGCUCACUUAAGCAUCAUUAACGAAUAUCUUUCCCAGUCCUACCAGAAAUUCAGGCGGUUUUUCCAGUCUGCUUGUGAUGUCCCUGAGCUUCAGGAUAAAUUUAAUGUGGAUGAAUACUCGGAUCUGGUGACUCUCACCAAGCCAGUCAUCUACAUCUCAAUCGGGGAGAUCAUUAACACCCACACGCUCCUGUUGGAUCACCAGGACGCCAUUGCGCCAGAACACAAUGACCCAAUCCACGAGCUACUGGAUGACCUGGGCGAGGUGCCCACCAUUGAAUCCCUGAUCGGAGAAAGUGCUGGCAAUGUAAAUGACCCAAAUAAGGAGGUGCUGGCUAAGACAGAAGUGUCUCUCACAUUGACCAACAAGUUUGAUGUGCCUGGGGAUGAGAACGCAGAAAUGGAUGCUCGGACCAUCUUACUGAACACAAAACGGUUAAUCGUGGAUGUCAUCCGCUUCCAGCCAGGAGAGACCCUAACAGAAAUCCUGGAAACAGCAGCCACCAGUGAGCAGGAAGCGGAACAUCAGAGGGCAAUGCAGAGACGUGCUAUUCGUGAUGCCAAGACCCCUGAUAAGAUGAAGAAGUCCAAGUCUGUGAAAGAGGACAGCAACCUCACGCUUCAGGAGAAGAAGGAGAAGAUCCAGUCAGGCCUGAAGAAGCUCUCAGAGCUUGGGACCGUCAACCCAAAGAACAGAUACCAGGAGCUGAUCAACGACAUUGCCAGGGACAUUCGGAAUCAGCGGAGAUACCGACAGAGGAGAAAGGCGGAGCUAGUGAAAUUGCAGCAGACUUACUCUGCCCUUAACUCAAAGGCCACCUUUUAUGGCGAGCAGGUGGAUUACUACAAGAGCUACAUCAAAACCUGCUUGGACAACUUAGCCAGCAAGGGCAAGGUCUCUAAAAAGCCGAGGGAAAUGAAAGGGAAGAAAAGCAAGAAGAUCUCUCUGAAAUACACAGCAGCAAGACUGCAUGAGAAGGGGGUUCUUCUGGAAAUCGAGGACCUGCAAGCUAACCAGUUUAAAAAUGUUAUCUUUGAAAUCAAUCCAACUGAAGAGGUUGGAGACUUUGAAGUGAAAGCCAAGUUCAUGGGCGUUCAGAUGGAGACUUUCAUGUUACAUUAUCAGGACCUGCUACAGCUGCAAUAUGAAGGGGUUGCAGUCAUGAAAUUAUUUGAUAGAGCUAAAGUAAAUGUCAACCUUCUGAUCUUCCUUCUCAACAAAAAGUUCUACGGGAAGUAAUUGAUCAUCUGCUGCCAGCCAGAAGGAUGAAGGCAAGAAGCCUCAGGCUGCCCUUCAGGGCCCUUUCCAGCUCUGUGAAGCAAGGCCCAGCCCACAGCCUUGCCUCCUGUGAUCACUCCUGGCACCAAGUUUUCAACUCUGACUGCUCUGGCAGGACCUUCAUUCCCUUUCUUCAUUGUAGUUCAGGCUUUCUGGCCCAUCUUGUUCCCUCAUUUCCUUCUGUCCUAGGAAAGAUGGAAACACUGAGGAAAUCUGUGUUGUUUUUGGUAGUAGAGGUUGCAUUGCCCUAGUGUAUGCUUUGGUGUUUGUUUUAAUCGGCAAUAGUGAUGAUGGGAUUUGACUUCUCUUUAUUAGUAGUGGAAGCUUUUUAGUACCAGUGACAUACUAGAUAUAAGACACACAGUGUCAGGUUAUCUGUAGUUAAGUUGUUGCUGAAAAGUGAAUUCCUUUGUAUUUCUUUCCCAUCAGUAAAAUCAAAAGAGAUGAGGCAUUGUUCUCAUUUUGUUUUCCUUGGGAGCAAGGAGCUGUGGUUCCAUUGAUUGAAUUCAGCCCUUGCUUUGAGGUAUCUCUUCUCGUGUUAGUGCCCAGAUAGUGCCCAGAUGUUUCCAUGUAGGAAAACAUCUACUUUGUGUCCUGGCAGAAUGACUUAGCCCUAGUGUCCUGUGUCAUUGUUUCCUAAGCUGUUUUGUGUCUUAAGUGCCUUGCUGAAGUGUAGAAUUGUUUCUUAAAAUGUGGGUGAUAGGAAUUUUUGAAGAUUUAUGUAAUGCUUUGAAGGACUUUAGAAUACUGUAAGAAAAGAGAUUUUUAAAAAAAAAAAUGCUUAUCUGUAUAUCUGAACUCUUAAUACUUUCUUGUAGCUGAAACACUAGGAAUUAUCUAUGGGGCUUCAGGGAAAUAAUCCGCCUUAAAUAGAAUGAAACAAAACCAAAGUCAUACUUUUUUUUUUUUAAAGCUUCUCUAAGAAAAUAUACUGAAAUCAUGCUACUGAGCCUCUGUUUUCCCUGCUGUUUGGGUUCAGUGUUCUUUUUCAUCAUGAAACAUAAAACUUAAGAAAAUUAACUUCUAAAAAUUGAUCAGUGUAUAUUUAAAGCCAAUGAAUUGUUUUAUAAGUAACAGAUUAUAGACCAUGCUCUCUGACAGUGAAAGCAUUGGAACAGACUGUUGAGCGGUCAGGGCCAUGGGUGUGUGUGGGGGGUGGUCUGAGUCUUUCCCAGAUGCCCUCCUGGCAGAUGCAAACCACCUCCACGUGCCUGAUGUCUUUUGCUGUGUUUUGGAAGACCAUUAUAAAGGAACUAUUUCCUCCGAUUAAAGGCAGAUGCUCAGGUGUUCUCUCUCUCUCGGAGAUUUACCCACAUCAUGGACCUGAGACGUGUACUUUUAGCUCUGGGUCUCAAUUUCUUAUGUGCUCUCAUUGAGAUUCUCAAAAUGUUUCAAUCUGAGACAUGUACUGUCAACUCAUUCUCUAAAAUACUUUUUUCUCUCAGUAUCUCUAAAAUAGUUUUAUUUCUCUAAAAACUAUUUUACUUCAUAAAAUGCAAUAAAAAUAAAAGUAGGUGCUGUUAUUUAUUCAAUACCAUUGCCCCUCAAACUAGGGCUAGCCAGAGUGCCAGGGCACAUCCCUUUUUCCUAAAAGAUAUUGAGCCCAAAUGCUCAUCAGAGAGAGAGAGGGUUCGAACUCCUAAUAAAGACAGUGUUUCAGUCAUUUCUAAGAAUUAUCAUUCCCUUGAUAGAAUUUUAAAUGCAAAAGGACAGAGAAUGCCCUUGAAAAAAUGAGGUGGUUAAUAAAUCAAAUUACAGUUCUGUAGCAUCAAGAAUGCCCCAGUGAUCUCUAUUUGUGAGACUGAAGCCAUGUAGCUCUUCCUACUUUUAUUUAUCGCUUUUAUCUCUGUCUCAUCUCUCUCCUUUGACCUUCUCCACCAGCCCUUUGACAUUUACCGUGAGUUUACUUCCUCCCAAGAAUUUGGACUGCCCGUCAGAUUUUUGCUGCACACAAUUGCCUUUGUAUCUCUGUAUGAAAUAAAAGGUCAUUUGUUCA